Molecule: messenger RNA, 1957 nt
Organism: Centropristis striata (black sea bass)
Lineage: Eukaryota; Metazoa; Chordata; Actinopteri; Perciformes; Serranidae
Gene: ears2
Product: glutamyl-tRNA synthetase 2, mitochondrial
Exons: 10
Coding region: 199-1791 (530 amino acids)
Biological process (GO): glutamyl-tRNA aminoacylation
Molecular function (GO): ATP binding; glutamate-tRNA ligase activity; tRNA binding
Source: RefSeq, a predicted model, not a curated record
UCCGGUCCUGUUUCGAAGAAGAAGAACAUUUUUCAAUGAACCCAGAUCAUGUUUGACCCAAACACACCACAUGAAACGCAUCGUGUUCCUGUUCGUGGCGUCUAUAGAAAUGCAGUUUCAGUAACUCUCGGAAACAUUAAUGAAGCUGGACUUUUAGCCAUCUUAGCUAACGUUAGCUAAGCGAAUGCAAACCUUACUAUGAUGCCUUUGAGUCAGAGGUGUUUUCGGUGUCUGACAGUUGUCAGAAACAGGCUGGUUAAAAUCCAGCUGAACACGGCUGGGACAAGGCGCUGCUCCACGGUCCAGCAGGGUGAUGUGAGGGUCCGGUUUGCACCCAGUCCGACAGGUUUCUUGCACCUCGGAGGCCUCAGAACUGCUCUCUACAAUUACAUCUUUGCCAAGAAGUAUGGAGGCUCGUUCGUCCUGCGAAUGGAAGACACUGAUCAGAGCAGGGUGGUACCAGCAGCUGCAGAAUCCAUAGAGGACAUGCUGGAGUGGGCCGGUGUACCUCCGGAUGAAAGUCCUCGUCGAGGUGGGUCUGUGGGUCCAUACCUGCAGUCUCAGAGACUGGACCUUUACACUCAGACGGCCCAGCAGCUUCUUGAGAGUGGUCACGCCUACUACUGUUUCUGCAGCUCUCAGAGACUCGACCUGCUCAAAAAGGAGGCCUUCAGGAACGGACAGACACCAAGGUAUGACAACAGGUGUCGUCACCUCCGGGCUGAGCAGGUCCAGGAGAAACUGGGUCAGCGAGUGCCACAUGUGGUCAGGUUUCGUCUGGAAACAGGUGUCGAGCCUUUUGAGGACAUGAUCUUUGGACGGAAUCAUCAUGAGGUGGCCCAGGUGGAGGGGGACCCCGUUGUGAUUAAAGCAGAUGGUUUUCCCACCUAUCACCUUGCCAACAUAGUAGACGAUCAUUACAUGAGGAUCAGCCACGUGCUGCGGGGGUCUGAGUGGCUCAUCUCCACCUCCAAACAUCUCCUCAUGUACCGGGCUCUUGGAUGGCAGCCGCCCACUUUUGGGCAUCUUCCGCUCCUGUUGAACAAAGAUGGCAGCAAACUGUCCAAGAGGCAGGGGGAUAUUUUCAUUCAAAGUUUCCAGAGAGACGGGGUCCUGCCUGAGGCUCUGCUGGACAUCACAACCAACUGUGGCUCUGGAUUCAACUCCAACAGAAUUGGGCGGAGGAUAGAUGAACUGAUCUCUGAGUUUAAUCCUACAACGAUCACGACACAUUCUGCUCUGUUAGACCUGGAAAAACUACCGGAGUUCAACAGAAUUCACCUGAAACACCGUAUUGAAGAUGAGCAGCAGUGCCGUUUGUUGAUCAACGACCUGCAGGGACAGAUCCAGCAGGCCUAUGCAGCAGACAUCCAGGAUAAAGAAGUGCUACAGGAGGAUUAUAUCAGGAGGGUGCUGCAUUUUCGUAAGGGUCACAUAUCCUCCCUGCAGCAGCUCGUCAGUCCUUUGUACUCGUACCUGUGGGUUCGUCCUUCCGUCUCCAGCCAGCAGGUGGCAGCACUCACUGCAGAGGCCCAGCUCAUCGCUUCUUUAGUGCUCAAAAUAAUAUCUGAGCGAGGUGAGGACCUGGCAGUGGAUCGACUCAGUAAAGAUCUGAAGACUCUGGCCAAGCAGACUAAAGCCACCAAGAACAUAGACGUGAUGAAGCUGUUACGUCUGGCUCUCAGUGGUCUGCAGCAAGGGCCCAGUGUAGCUGAGAUGAUGGUGUCUCUGGGGCCUGUGGAAAUCAGCCAUCGACUCCGGAAACUUCUGCUGCUUUCAGGGACGAGUUAAAGACUGGAGAGCCUGAUGAAGACGAGCUGUUGUAAAGACGUGGCCUGUUCGUUGACAGUAAUGGUAAUUCUGCCAACUUUAACUGGAACACAUUAAAAUGAACAACACCACUAUCACUUGAAUAAUACAGAAAUUGUAAAUAUUUUAUAAAAGAUUUAAAGUGUCA